AUGACGGCAGCCCAAAAGAAGGGACAGCAGGCAGGCAGUAGUAUGGUGGCAUAUCAAUUCAAGCGUGGCCAGUGCAGCUACACUUUCCGAGUGCCACACCUUCAGUGCUGCAGCCCCAAAUCCACCACCUUGGGGGCUUCCAACAGCACUCAGCAAGAGGAUUCAUUCAUGAUGCAGAUGAGGUUGUUGUUCGACCGUCAGACGGAAAAGCUGGAGAACGCACUGAGGAACAGCACACAGAGGCUGGAGCAGCUGAAGGAAUACAUCAGGACAACCUUGGGGUCAGAGCUUCAGCAGGCCCAGAAAAACAUAGUUCAGAAUCACACGACCUCCAUACUGCAGCUGGGCACCAGCCUUCUGAAGGAGAUCAAAGCCCAGACACUCAAGCUCAUGGACACGCAGGCUCAGGUGAGGAACCCGAUGUCGCACACGGAGCACCGCGUACUGGAGGCUUUGCAGACCACUGACAAGCUAGAGAAGCAGCUAGAGGAGCAGAGAGUGAGGCUAAAGCAGCUUCACAGCAGCAACAGUGACCUGGAGACUCGGCUGCACACCCUGGAGACUGACCAGGAGGCUCAGCUGGUGGAGCUAGAUGACAUGAGGCAGCUCAGGGAGGAGUUGGGCCAACAGCUGGAGAGCCUGUCCCACAUCAGCCAGGACUUGAAAGCCCUGAACAGCAGCCGCAGCAUCCUGUACCAGCAGCAGGAGCAGCUAAAACAGAGCCUGCAGCUCCUCAAGCGCUUGAUAGAGCAGAGCCCAGAUGCAAAUGUGCUGAAAUUCCAGGACUGUGAGGCUGUCCGCAGGUUUGGGUUCCAUAAUGACGGUGUCUACACCAUCUUCCUGCCUUUCCUGAAGCAGUUCAAGCGGGUGUUCUGCGUGAUGGAUCCAAGUGGAGGAGCCUGGACCGUCAUCCAGCAUCGGGAGAAUGGCAAAGUGAAUUUUGACAGGAACUGGGAGGACUACAAGCAGGGAUUUGGUGACCCAGCUGGAGAGCACUGGCUGGGUAAUGAGGCGGUGUACCAGCUCACAAGCAGCACUAACUACUCCCUGCGUGUGGAGAUGGAAGACGGGGAUGGCAGCAAGUUCUACGCCAACUUUGAGCAUUUCAAGCUGUACAGUGAAAAACAGUAUUACAGAAUUUUUCUGGACAAGGAUAGUGGUGUGUCAUCUCGCAAUGGUCUGCUGAUCCUGAAGAACAACAAGUUCAGCACCCGGGAUGCAGAUCAUGACAACUGUGGCUGCAACUGUUCAGAGAUUAUGUCUGGAGGAUGGUGGUUUGAUGCCUGUGGCAUGUCCAACCUCAACGGCAUCUACUACCAAGCUGGCCAGCACAGGAGGAAGAUCGAUGGCAUCCGCUGGGACCAUGCCUCCAGUGACUCUGUCUCUUCUCUCCGCACCUCCCGCAUGAUGAUGAGGCCCUUGCACAACUAG
Molecule: messenger RNA, 1431 nt
Organism: Octodon degus (degu)
Lineage: Eukaryota; Metazoa; Chordata; Mammalia; Rodentia; Octodontidae
Product: angiopoietin-4-like
Exons: 9
Coding region: 1-1431 (476 amino acids)
Source: RefSeq, a predicted model, not a curated record